AUGGCAGACUCAAGCUCCUCCGCAGGCGCGACCUCCAGUAUCGCUGAUUAUCCGUCCUUGAAGCCCGCAUUGCAUCUGCGAGUUGCGAUCGGAAACGCCACGCAGGUUGGCAGUCUAUCACGCGGAACACCACUUACAGUUGUACCACUCGUUUCCGCGUCACUGGACUCAGAACCUGGGUUCCCGAUCUCAGUCCAUGCUCGAAAUCGCGGCCAUGGAGGGGUCGACUACGUCCGCAACGACCCUGAUGGGAAACGGAUGAGGCUGACUAGUGACUUGGUGGUUGGGGAAGGGAUCGAGGGCAAUCGCGAGACCAUCCAAAUCCACUACACCGGCAUAGUGGAUAUCAACAGCGAGAUGAGAAGCAUCCUCGGACGUAGUCCGAAUGCUGCAUCCACCAAUUUCGGGGGUUCAUUCAUACAUGUCACAUUUGAAACUGGAGUUCCGCGGUUCAAGGCCCUGGAGCAAGCAAUAUUUGUCGGAUCUGGUAGAUUUAUUCUUGAUGGCAACGGCCUGAGCGCUGAGUACCGCAUAAGUCAGGUGUGCAAGGGUGAAGGGAUUGCAGCUGAGGCUGCCACGCAAGAAAACCCUAGCGAGGAGACUGAAUCGGUCUCAGCAUGA
Exophiala aquamarina CBS 119918 is the source of this 621-nucleotide messenger RNA. RefSeq lists its product as uncharacterized. The transcript is spliced from 4 exons. The record is from RefSeq and is a predicted model, not a curated record. Bases 1 to 621 code for a protein of 206 amino acids. NCBI's taxonomy places the organism in Eukaryota, Fungi, Ascomycota, Eurotiomycetes, Chaetothyriales, Herpotrichiellaceae.